UCCGCCCACUUUUUCGUGGUCCGUUUGAGCGAGCCGUGAUCGUAAACACUGUGCAUUUCUAGUCAGAACCACGAUAGAACCAUGUUAUUCGUCAAACUAUCCACCCUUUUCACCUAUAUAUUUUACUUGCUGGGCACCGCCCUUCUGUGCGGUAUACUGAAUGGAUCUUACUGUUUCUACGAGUGGUACCAUUCGACACGGUUCCCAUCGAAGCAACGUUACGAGUUCAUCAUAGUGGGAUCCGGCACGGCUAGUUCCACUAUCGCUUCCGGUAUACCUUCCACGGAUGUACUGAUUUUGGAGGCAGGUUCCAUGCGAUCGGGAUUGAUGGAUAUUCCGCUGCUGCAACCACUACUACAGGGUACGAACUAUGAUUGGCGUUAUCAGACGGAAUCGCAGGACGCUGCCUGCAUGGGUUUGAACGAUCGGAAAAGCAACUGGCCCAUGGGGCGGGUGUUCGGAGGAACAGACAUGUUCAACAAUAUGGUGUAUUACAGGGCUCAGAGGGGAGAUUUCCGUGAGUGGUUUGAUGGAGAUGGUGACCUGGAUGCAUUUAUGGAGGGGUUUGAAUGCGGAACGGAUGUCGACGAGUUGAGUUUUGGAACCGAUCUUGGCGGAGCGUUUAUCAAGGCAGCUGGAGAAGCUGGGCUAGAGGAGGAGUUGUUUUACAGGCCAAAUGUGAGCAUGAGCGGCGGGAGGCGAUGGACGAUGAGCCAUCGUUAUUGGAAGCAAUCUCGGGAGGGGCACGAGUUGAUUUUGAAUGCUCUUGUGACGAAGGUCACCAUUGAGGGUCGACAAGCGAUGGGUAUAGAUAUGCGGAAAAAUGGCAAAGAUUUACACGUGAUGGCUUCCAAGGGAAUUAUUCUGGCAGCUGGAACGAUUGGAAGUGCCAAGAUUCUUCUGCAUAGUGGUGUUGGACCUUCAGAACAUUUGGAAGAGAAGGGUGUAGAUCAAGUAGUGGAUUUGAAAGUGGGAGAAAAUUUGCAGGAUCAUGUUACAACCGGAAUGGAUUUGGUUCUACUUUCAAACCAACUUCCUCUGCGAGCAUGGAAUCUUGUGAAUCCAAUGAAUGUCGGAAGAUACUUGUUUGCUGAUGGACGAAACUCUUCGCUAGCCUUCGGAGGCUGUGAAUGUCUUGGAUUCGUUAGUUUCGAUUCGAAUUUUACUCACUCACUUGGGUUUAUGGUCCUCCCGGUAGGAAUAACCAUCGAUACAGGCCACCAUCUGCAUGAUUUGAUCAACCUCCGGGAAGAUAUUUGGAACCUAUACUUUCGGCCUUUGGUAGAACGAGGUCAACAAUCAGUCACUAUUCUACCGAUUCUUUUGCAUCCCAAGAGCAAGGGAUUCAUUCGGCUGCGUGACUCAAAUCCACAUUCCAGUCCCUUAAUUCAACCCAAUUACCUACAAGAGCAAGAGGACAUUCAGACCCUUAUUACAGGGCUCAAAAUACUGCAGCAAAUUUUGGAUCAACCAGCGAUGAGAGCGCUGGGAGCGGAGCUCAAUCCAAAACUCUUCCCGGGAUGCGAGCAGCACCCAUUCGGAAGCGACUCCUACUGGGAGUGCUACAUUCGAGCGCUAACGUUGACGCUCUAUCAUCCGGUGGGAACGUGUCGCAUGGGCCCUGAAAGCGAUCCGCACGCUGUUGUGUCAAACAAAGACUUCAAGGUUCAUCAGCUGGACAACCUGUACGUCGUUGAUGGAUCGAUAAUGCCAAAUUUACCGAGUGGUAACCCCAAUUCGGUUAUCAUCGCCCUAGCCAAGUACUUCCUUAGAGUGAGAUUCUCAGUUAAAUAAAUGUAAAUAUAGUUGGA
Messenger RNA from Ochlerotatus camptorhynchus, 1811 nucleotides. RefSeq names its product glucose dehydrogenase [FAD, quinone]-like. The record is from RefSeq and is a predicted model, not a curated record. Gene Ontology annotation, molecular function: flavin adenine dinucleotide binding; oxidoreductase activity, acting on CH-OH group of donors. The transcript has a single exon. Bases 82 to 1794 code for a protein of 570 amino acids. Lineage: Eukaryota; Metazoa; Arthropoda; Insecta; Diptera; Culicidae.